CUAAGCCAUGACUAAACCUCCUCCAUUUUCUCUCACGGCAUUUGGCUGUGUCCUAUUCUUCUUAUCCUCCUCUGUUGUUUUAGCACUCACCGACGCAGAAGCCUCGUUCAUUGCGCAGCGACAGCUCUUGACAUUACCUGAGAACGGCGAUCUUCCUGAUGAUAUCGAGUAUGAGGUCGAUCUCAAGGAGACGUUUGCCAACAAUAGGCUUAAAAGAGCUUAUAUAGCUCUCCAAGCAUGGAAAAAAGCAGUCUAUUCAGACCCGUUUAACACCACCGGAAACUGGCAUGGUCCGCACGUGUGUGGCUACACAGGCGUGUUUUGUGCACCGGCUCUUGAUGAUCCUAGCGUCGCGGUUGUGGCCGGCGUAGAUCUUAAUGGUGCAGAUAUUGCGGGACAUUUACCCGUUGAGCUUGGUUUGAUGACGGAUGUGGCCAUGUUCCAUUUGAAUUCGAACCGGUUUUGUGGUAUCAUACCCAAGAGUCUGGAUAGGUUGAAGUUAAUGUAUGAGUUCGAUGCCAGCAACAACCGUUUCGUCGGACCUUUCCCUUCGGUUGUCCUUUCGUGGCCGGCUGUUAAAUUCAUCGACCUUAGGUUCAAUGAUUUCGAAGGUCAAGUCCCUCCUCAGCUUUUCAAGAAGGAUCUCGAUGCCAUUUUCUUGAACAACAACAGAUUCACUUCCACCAUUCCUGAGUCUCUUGGAGAAUCCUCAGCUUCCGUCGUGACCUUCGCUCACAACAAAUUCAACGGUUGUGUCCCUAAAAGUAUUGGGAACAUGAAGAAUCUCAACGAAAUCAUAUUCAAGGACAACCGUCUUGGAGGCUGUUUCCCAUCGGAGAUCGGGAAGCUAGCCAAUGUGAACGUUUUUGAUGCUAGCAUGAACUCGUUCACGGGUGUUUUACCGCAGAGCUUUGUUGGGCUUACUGGCGUCGAAGAGAUUGAUAUCUCUGGAAAUAAACUCACUGGGUUUGUGCCGGAGAAUAUCUGCAAGUUGCCUAAGUUGGUUAACUUGACGUACGCCUACAAUUACUUCAACGGACAAGGUGAUUCGUGUGUCCCAGGUAGUCAGAAGGAGAUUGCAUUGGACGAUACACGUAACUGCUUGCCAGAUAGGCCUAAACAACGGUCGGCCAAGGAAUGCGCGGUCGUGAUUAGUCGUCCCGUUGAUUGUAGUAAGGACAAGUGUGCUGGUGGCGGUUAUAGUCCCUCUACACCAUCGAAGUCGAAGCAACCAUCACCUGUGCCAUCUCGGCCUGUACAUAAUCCACAACCACCGAAAGAGUCACAAAAACCAAAUGACCCAUCUGACCAGUCUCCUGUGAAGUUCAGGCGUAGCCCGCCUCCCCCGCAGCCGCAUCACCCGGUGGUUUCUCCUCCGUCUCAUAUUCAGUCUCCACCGCCUCCGGUAUAUUCUCCACCGCCACCACCAAUUCAUUCACCACCACCACCGGUACAUUCUCCUCCACCACCAGUCCACUCACCACCACCGCCCCCACCAGUCCAUUCACCACCACCACCGGUACAUUCUCCUCCACCACCAAUCCAUUCACCACCACCACCGGUACAUUCUCCUCCACCACCAGUCCACUCACCACCACCGCCCCCACCAGUCCAUUCACCACCACCGCCGGUUCAUUCUCCACCCCCACCACCGGUACAUUCUCCUCCUCCGCCAGUCUAUUCUCCACCACCACCUGUCCACUCACCACCACCCCCAACACCAGUCUAUUCACCUCCAUCACCGGUUCAGAAACCACAAGCUCCGAAAGAGUCACCACAACCAAAUGAUCCAUAUGAUCAGUCUCCAGUGAAGUUCAGACGCAGCCCGCCUCCGCCACAUCAAUCACAUCCCCCAACGGUUUCUCCUCCACUUCCAGUCCACUCACCACCAUCACCUGUCCAUUCACCACCAACAGUGUAUUCAUCUCCAUCACCGGUUCAGAAACCACAACCUCCAAAAGAGUCACCACAACCAAAUGAUCCAUAUGAUCAAUCUCCAGUGAAGUUCCGACGCAGCCCACCUCCGCCACAUCAAUCACAUCCCCCAACGGUUUCUCCUCCAGUUCCAGUUCAUUCUCCACCGCCACCGGUAUAUUCUCCUCCACCACCAGUCCACUCACCACCACCACCGGUACAUUCUCCUCCACCACCAGUCCAUUCACCACCACCACCGGUAUAUUCUCCUCCACCACCACCGGUACAUUCUCCUCCACCACCAGUCCAUUCACCUCCACCGCCAGUCCAUUCACCUCCACCACCCGUUUAUUCUCCACCGCCGCCACCACCAGUCCAUUCACCACCACCACCGGUAUAUUCUCCACCGCCACCAGUCCACUCUCCUCCACCACCAGUCCAUUCACCACCUCCACCAGUCCAUUCACCUCCACCACCACCGGUAUAUUCUCCCCCGCCACCAGUCCACUCUCCUCCACCACCUGUUCUCUCCCCACCGCCACAGUCUUCACCGCCAAUUCAAUCUCCACCACAAACACCGGUCAACUCUCCUCCCCCACGAACACCGACACAGACCACAGAGGCACCACCUCCAAGUGAUGAAUUCAUCAUACCACCAUUCGUUGGUCACCAAUAUGCAUCGCCGCCACCUCCAAUGUUUCCGGGUUAUUAAUAUUAGAGAGAUUUAAUUCUAUAUUAUGAAUCGCGUCGUGAGAGAGAAAAAAAUGAUCAGAAAACUUGAGCAAGACAAAAGAAGAAAAAAAUGAUGGCAAUGUAUCCAAGUAGCAUUAACUCCUUACAAAGAAUCAUAUGAAGUUUGUGUAGUAACAAUUAACAACAUCUUUUUUGGUACAUGAAAGAUUUUACAUUUUUAAAA
Molecule: messenger RNA, 2830 nt
Organism: Brassica napus (rape)
Lineage: Eukaryota; Viridiplantae; Streptophyta; Magnoliopsida; Brassicales; Brassicaceae
Product: pollen-specific leucine-rich repeat extensin-like protein 3
Exons: 1
Coding region: 8-2626 (872 amino acids)
Molecular function (GO): protein binding
Source: RefSeq, a predicted model, not a curated record